GCUAAUCACCUGUAAAAAAGUGAGGAACAAAAAGCGUUUGUGAUAUAUUUUUUCAAAGUAGCAAGUUAUUCCAAAAUGUCAAAGUUCGUUGCAACCUUCUUCUUACUUGUCGCUUUUGUGGCCAUCGUAAUUGAAUGUGCUCCAUCUCCAGUGCCAGCACCAGUACCAGCGGCAGCACCAGCUCCAUUGCCAAAUCCAGAUCCAAAAGCUAAACCUAGCAUUUACAGUCCUUUCGGAUGGCCAUAUUCUCCAUAUUACUAUGGAUAUUCUCUUUCACCAUAUUAUGCCUAUGGAUAUGCUUACCCUUAUUGGCUAUAAUUGCAGAACAAAUCAAACAUACGUACUAACAUUAUAAUUUAGUUUUUUCAAACAAAAUUAUGAAUUAUAACAACCAAAAAAAAAGUUAAUUUUUUGCCCUUUGUUUCGAAAAAUUUUCUUGUGUAUUAUAUAUAUUUUUCUAUAUGAAAAUUUACUAAAAGUUUUUAAUAAAGUUCAGAAUUUUUAUUAAAAAAAAAGUUUUUAAAAAAAUGUCUUCA
This is a messenger RNA of Culicoides brevitarsis, 536 nucleotides long. RefSeq names its product neuropeptide-like 4 (gene Nplp4). Lineage: Eukaryota; Metazoa; Arthropoda; Insecta; Diptera; Ceratopogonidae. The coding region runs from base 76 to 318 and encodes 80 amino acids. The record is from RefSeq and is a predicted model, not a curated record. The transcript is spliced from 4 exons.